UCAAGUUUAUAUUGCUCACAUUUCUUUCUGAUUUACUUAAUUUUGAUACCGUACUAAGCUGCCGCUCACAGGAGCUAUAUCAUAAACUAGUACGGGCGGCUAAACGCUUACGGGCACUGACCCAAGGACGUAAAUAUCCGCUGUCAUCAGAUAACUGUGCCGCACCGCGGUGCUGUUGCGCACGGGUAUGUUAAUUAUCACUCAUCAAGCAAAAGGCGUUUGCCGCGAAAUUGCCGCCUGGUGCGUGACCUGAAUAUGUAUAGUCAAACUUAAGCGGCAGCGAUAUGUGGCAUCAAAAAAUAACCAGAAAUCUGCGACGCAUUGAUGUGGUCUUGCUGGCGAAGGUCGCUGAAAGGGCUGUGCUCGCAUUGCAGGUGUCAGCCGUGUAAGAGAAAGCUUCUCAGAGUGUUCAUGGUUUCGAAUGGCGAACACUAUCUGGGUGAUCGAUCUCGAGGCAGGUCUGCCUAUAAUGAGAGUGCGUUGCAGUGGAAACAUAAGCACUGGUAACAGCAUAUUGCUGCUAUUACGCCAAGCGGCCCCAGCCAGAUCUUAAUCUCACGUUCAGAAGACAACUUCGAGGAAACGAAAGUCCUUGUUUGCAUGUACGUGCGUCAUGGACACUUCGGGUUAUUCUCGUGAAUGGUUCGUCCGCAGUUUUACAGAUGCGCUGAUUGCGCGCCUCCACGUCAGCGAUGUGGUCAUAUACGCAUGCAUGAAUAGACAACCUUGUUGCGGUAAGUUCGUGCUCGUUCUGUUCCCGUGCUUAGGCAGACGCUGCGACGCGUCGAACACUCGUUGAACCGCCUCGGGCAGCCCGUGUGGAUUUAGAAUAGGCAUCCGCGCACGGUGAGCGGGCGGGUUUACGCCGACCGCCGAGGAUGGACAUGGGUCACCGGUCGCUGCCGCCGUCGCGCCGCGAGAAGAAGCGGCCGGCCGAGGGACCGCUGGCGGCGAUGGCCGGCGGCGCACCCGAGUGGCUGGACGUGAUUCCGUGCGGUCAGCUAGGCGCUGUCAGGGACGUCCUCAAGGCAGCAGCCGCCGCUGCCGCCGCGGAAGACAAGUCAGCCGUGCCGUCCUGCUACGAGUCUUGCGACUCGACAAGCCUCUCGAGCUUCGACAACGGCUCUGAGGGUGGCGCCGGCACCGGCAAGGAAGCGCGCUCCAAGGACGCCUUCGCGGGCCGCUACUCGUUCAAGUCCAGGGCCGACGAUCACUCCGACGGGGGCUGCCAGAUCACGCGCCUGUGCAUGAACCGGGACGGCUCGGUCCGCUCCACGGGCUUCGUGCCGAGGGUGGCCGACGCUGCCGACGACGAGCCGCCCGAAAUCAUCGUCACCGCGGACGCCAGCCGCUGCUCGGACGACGAGAACGGCAGCCGCUGCGCCAUCGGCCGUGGAUCAUCGUACGCGUCGCUGCCGAGGGAUUUCCUGCGGGUCCCCCGGAGCCGCAAGGGCCGCCUGGUGCUUUCAGGCCCCAAGAAGGCAGGCCGGAAGAAGGGCGCCGAGGUGUUCGAGGUGCGCCGGGUGCCUUCGGACUCAGCCGACUCGGGCAUCUAUACGAGCUUCGGCAAGGAGAUCCGCAGCUACGGUCUGCCGCAGGACACCGCCGCGACUCCUGCCGGCCGCAACAUGCCGACCCCGGAGCCCCAGGUGGCGGAGAGCUCGCUGGCCACGGUUACCGUUCCCGCAACGGUGGCGGCCGAAGCGCCGUCCGACGGGGGCACCGCCGGUUCGGCCCAGAUCGAGAUGGAGCGGCGCCGAAGGCAGCGCAACACAGAGCUGGCCACCAUCUUCAUCUUCAUACCUGUGCUCAUCGCCUGGGUACUUAUUGUGCCAUUGGUGUUGUUUUCCUACUCGUUCGAGAACCCGUACAGCAAGUACUUCGAAGUGGCGCUGUGGAUAUGCAUUCCGCUGUCCACGCUGGUGCUUAGCGCCACGUGCCUCGUGAGCAACGUUUACUGGUACUACGACAGCGAGGCUGGACGCUGGCGGUACCUCAUACAUUGUGGAAAGGGACCCGCUGGCUUUUACUGGGGUGACGUGCUCACCGAACCUGGCAACGGGAAGCAGCAGCAGGUCGGCGGCGUGCAGGUCGUCUAACAAAAGACACAAUGACCCCGACGGAAUGGCCGAGACGAGGUCACGUUUCCACGGGCAGUCCCUGUGGCACGGGACAGAGUUGCAAGUUCUGUGCCCUGCACUUACACGAGUCGUUGGGGGCAGGAUCCACUCAGUGGUUCCGUUCAGGAAAGGGCUGGGUUAAUGUGACGAUUCCAUUGCAAUGCUAUUCCUUUUCCCAUUUUGUGAUUGGUGCGAGCGGCGCUCCGCCCACGUUAUCACCGGGAUCGGCCGGCUGUGACGCGUGUAUGAUAACAAAGGAAUGCAAUCGAGCGAGAGGAAUUCUUACAUUAUACCAGCCCAGGGCUCGUAUCCACAAAACGUAUUUCGACGAUCUAUAGUGAUAAAGAUCAUCGAGUUAUCUCGCCGAUCUUUAUCACUAUAGCGGCAGGUGGCCGAACGCCGGCCAACGAGCAAGCGUUCUUACCUAAGCGAAGUUUUGUGAACACGGGCCCAGUUUUUUUUUCUUUUCUGUACUUUGCACACUAAAUGUAAACGGAACAGGGUUCUGUGAUCUUUCAAGAGAAACGCGAUACUACAUGGGAAUGGAGAAGCGCAAUGUAUUCAUGCACAACACCGUGGCACUGGUAUGCGCAUGCUUCAGCUGCCAAAUUUCGGAAGGCCGCGCAGCUAAGCCCUUUUAUCUACAUCAAUGCUGAAUUUCCUUUAGGAUGCGCAUUCAGUACCAGCUGAAAGCUUCGACUGGCCGGUGCAAACGCAGUUCGUCGAGAGGCUAUCGGCCGCAGUUUGCCAACCGAGAGCCUCUUUAGAGGUGCUGGCCACGCUGGCUGCAUAGUGUGCUCUGUGUUGUCUCAUGCACCUUGUCGUUGUGACCUGCGCUACAACAAAUGAGAAAAUUGCCUACCAACGUGCCCAUAUAACUACUCUCGUCGACUGCAUAGUAAGGAACAUGUUCCGUGUCGGCGGCAGUGUAUAGGAGUCAAGCUCCCAAGUAAUUUCGUGUUGGGUGCUAACUUUGACGCUAACCAACAACAAACGUUUCUCAUGUAAGGAAACCCUCAUGUAUCUGACCCCGUAAUUGCGGUAAGAAGCUCUUCUUCUCAGCGGGCUUGGCGCUUCACCAUUGCGUAUUGUGUACGCUACUGAUGUAGAGAGUGUCCCGUGUGUACAACAUUAAGAGAUAAUUUGGCAAGAAGCAAAAAGAUUAAUGGCUCAUUUUCAAAUAUUUGGCCACUAUCGUCCUUGCCUGACGAUGAUUUUGUAUGAUUCGUGCGUUUAAGCCCUAUCGGUUGCAGCUCACGCAACGCGACUUCCGAAAUUGAUAUCGCUUUGCGGACAAGCCGUCUUCACUCACUCCGGCUGUUCCCUAUAUCAGUCUGGGGAAUUCUGACAUUUUAACGCAAAACGGGCCGAUUAGUUAAUCGUCAAAUGGAGAUAAGCACUUGUAGUUUUGAACACAGUGCUCAUCGACACUAUAUCAACGAUGUAUUGAAAAGACACCAAACUUAUGGUGUGAUGUGUAGUACAAACAAUAAGAAAGGAAGUUGACAUGGUGAAGCGAAGUGGUCAAGAUAGCCGACAUUAUUCGCGCUAGAGGUGUACUUCGCAUAGACAAUGCCACUGCAUGGCGAUGCUGUGAAUUUCUGCUUUCUCAUAUUCUCAUCACACUGUUGCAGGCUUCUCAAGAAUACCGCUCGAACAUCAACAAUUGCAGUGAUAGUUGACGUUUUGCGUAAUCAGAACAGGCUGCACAGCAAUUCUGGCUUUAUCUGACGAACACAGACACAAAAGAAAUAUUGGACGAAAGAAAAUGCAGCCAGCGUUUCUUCAAUAAACUUAAUAUAGCUUAUUGAAGAUACUCACAUCAUGCGCGCUUUAUUGCUGAAAAAUUGCGUUAUCGAAAGUUUCAAGCAGCAAUGCCAUACACUGCUCUUUUGACCGAACGUAGGAGACCUACGAAAAGUUUUACUCAGGGUGGCAUUUGAGAUCUUCAGUUUUAUUGAGUGUACAGAAUACGCGUGCACCGAGAAUUCCUGAUGCGUUUCACCUGGUGCAGCUCGCAUUUAUAGGUGUUUGAGACGCUGUACUGUACACAAUGCAUGCUCCAGCGCAAUGCUUUGCGGGGCACAGGACAAAUGUUGUUUAUUGCAGGUACGUAUGUAUACGUCAGUACGGGGGCAUCUGUAUUGUAUUACGUUUCACAUUUUGACGUUGUUUGUUGUGUUUUAUUUGUCAUCAUUUUGUAGUUAUAAUCUGUCAUCGUUUCACCAGUAUGCACCGUGUUUUCAGCACACGCUUAGCGCAGACACGAUGGACUUUGCGCAUUCGCGAGCUGGCUUGACUUUGUGCUACAAUUAAAACAAUGUCUGAGCGUGAAAUUUCAGUACGCAUCCCAGCCUCGCGCUUGAGGCUGUGGCGAACGACUACGCAUUGAGGAGUCGCAUCCUGCGUAGUCUGGCAGCUGGUGUAAUGUGUGAUGUUUUUUUGGCAAUUUGAUGAGUGAUUGAUAUUCUGUGUGUUUGAAAGUUCUUUAGUUUCAUGUGCUGUAUAUUACUUUCCUCAGAGAAGCCUCGACGGACCCAUGUAUCCUUGUGGAAAUAUGUACCAUGUAUGCGAAAGCCACGUCGCAGUAAAAGUGUUGCGGGACCUUCCUGUGCUGUAAAUGUAUUGAGCCCUUUAGCCUGUACAUUUGCCAACAAGUCGACUGAGAGGAAAACAAGAGGUCAUUUCUUUCGUGCCACACCAGGUUGUCGUGUACUCAUCACAGAAUGGAAGGAACCCUUCCGUUUUACCUGCUCAUAGGCCGCGUGUAGCUCUCAGAUGUAUAACCCCAUCAUUAAAAAAAUCAUUUUGCCUGGUGCCUACCAGUAGUCCGAAAGCUACUAGUACAUCGAAACCAUCGGUUAUGUAUUUGUACUGUUUGUACCUGUACGUAUUCAGCCAUUUGCCAUGGUUCCAUCGCCAUGUUUUGUUUUUCUUCAGUGAAACAAAUAAACCACAUAAAACAA
Messenger RNA from Dermacentor silvarum, 5086 nucleotides. RefSeq lists its product as uncharacterized. NCBI's taxonomy places the organism in Eukaryota, Metazoa, Arthropoda, Arachnida, Ixodida, Ixodidae. Bases 879 to 2099 code for a protein of 406 amino acids. The record is from RefSeq and is a predicted model, not a curated record. The transcript has 4 exons.